Molecule: messenger RNA, 456 nt
Organism: Dacryopinax primogenitus
Lineage: Eukaryota; Fungi; Basidiomycota; Dacrymycetes; Dacrymycetales; Dacrymycetaceae
Exons: 2
Coding region: 1-456 (151 amino acids)
Source: RefSeq, a predicted model, not a curated record
AUGGAGCGCCAUUCGACGUGCACCUUGAACGUCCAGGGUGGAGGUAGACCAGCUCAAGAACCCCGCGGUCAUGGAUCCCCAGUCAAGCUUCGCGACUCUCGUGUUUGCACAUCUCCAACUUCACGCGCAACAGUGGUACAAAAUCGAGAACGGCUGGAGCGCACGAUCGUCGCAGUUUAUCAGAUUCAAGCCUAUCUAAGCAUGUUCCGCGCGACUUAUUCCGCUCCUUCCUCCUACAAAUGGGCGCUCUCUGGUAUAUGCACGAGCUGGCUUGAGCUACACGGAACGUUCAGCGCGCCUUCCCUGCUUGAACGUCACACUUCCGCAAGGUACUAUUUAUGCUCGCUGCUCAAGGACAACACGCGCCGUCCCACUCUGGCUGACAGCGGAGACGGCAAGCCCGCGGAGGUACGGAGUAAGAAGCUCUUCGUCAGGAGAAGAGAGCACAUUGGAUAA